CGGGCUGCAUGGAUGUCGGCUCGGCAGGCGCAGGCGCGACACCCCCCUGCGCCCAUGGAUCGAUUAGCCUGGGACCUUUUCGCGCCCGAACAAGAAGAACCAGUUGCAAGCGCAGUAGAAAAGCAGCUAUACAUAUGGCUAGCUCUGCCUAGAUCCACAGCAAAGCCGAGCAGGAGCCAUCCCAGGAGGGAGCUAGAAGAGGAUAAAGAAACCGCUAGAAAGGAGAGGGAGCAGAGCUGAGUGAGAGCCGGAGGCUUGAAUUGGCGAGAGAGAGACGGGGCGUCGGAUGGCGGAGGGGAAGAAGGCGAGGCCGAGGGAGGAGGAGCUCGUGGAGGCCGCGCUGGCGGCGGCAGCGGCGGCGCUGCUCGUGUCGGGCGUGAAGAGGCUCGUGGCGCCGGCGGCCGCGCUCGCCGCGCCGUGGUGGUGGCCCGCGCCGCUCUCGUUGCCGCCCCCCGCGCUGUUCCUGCUCCUCAACGUCGUCAUCGCGUCCAUCGUCGUGGCAUCCGUACAGCCGAGGCGAGGCAGAGCGUCGGCGCCGGCGGGCGGCGUCCAGGAGGCGUCGGCGGCUCAGCCGGGAGACGGCCCGAAGAGGGUGAAGAGGAGGAGGAGCAGGAAGCGGACGGCGGCCGAGGCCGACGUUGCGGACGGCCGCUGCAUGGCGCUGGUGGCCACGGACGGGCCGGUAGAGACGGGGGAGACGGUGGUGACAGAGGAGGUGGCGGCGGAUGAGGAGGCGGCCGGCAACGCAGACGAGGUGAACAAGCGGGCGGAGGAGUUCAUCUCGGCGUUCCGGCACCACCUCAGGGUCGAUUCCUUCUCCGGAUCCCGGCGAAGCAACGCUAGAACGGCACCAUGCUUUUGACCAGAAUGCAUUGCGUGCAUUUUGUGUCGCGAACUUGCAAACUUAUGUUUCUAUCACCGAUUCACCGUUUCCAAGAACAUUUUGUCAGGAUUUGUUUUUCAUUUGAGCUGCAGUUACCUUCUUGACGUCAGUUUAUUCGGAAUUAGCUCACUGGGUUUCCUCAGCGGACUGCAGAAAAUGCUGAAAUGCACAAGACUUCCAUCUUUA
Messenger RNA from Panicum virgatum (switchgrass), 1069 nucleotides. RefSeq lists its product as uncharacterized. NCBI's taxonomy places the organism in Eukaryota, Viridiplantae, Streptophyta, Magnoliopsida, Poales, Poaceae. The transcript has a single exon. Bases 287 to 862 code for a protein of 191 amino acids. The record is from RefSeq and is a predicted model, not a curated record.